ACCGGUGAGCAGAGACGACGGAGAGCGACAUUGAGGAGGAUUGCAUAUCUUCUUGCACGAUAUCUGCUCGAGGGCGAUUGAUUUCUACAUGUCAGACGACCCUAGGACCGAUGCGGUUAUUGGUCCCCCAAGAGGGGAGGGUCCGGUCCCAUAUCUCGGAGAUGGCUACAGUCAUUUGGUUGGGACGGACUUUGCUAUGCAGGCUUUUCGGAAGCCUCUUUACGGAGAUCGUUUUCUCGAGGUUUCUUACAUCUAUACUGGUGGGAGAGGACGGAUUGAGAUACUGAUUGGAGCUACAGGCGACAUCACUCUUGCGGAGGAGCUUUAUCUCAGGAGCGUCGCAGACGAGGAGAUGGCGAGAUGCAUGGCCUAUAUGUGCAAGUUUGAUCCAGCAGCGCCUCUCGAUAUCAGCUAUGUGGUUCCAGAGUCUAUAGCCAUACGGGUUCUCAAUGACGAGGUGCCAGAUAUGGAGUCCCAGACAGCAGCACUUACUCACGAGGGGGUCCUCGAUUGCGAGGUGGUUUGGGUUCAGAACGACUCUAGUUUGUUGGCGAAGCUAGGGAAGCUCGACAUGCAGGAAAUGGUGCAGUUGGUGAAGUGUGACCGUGUGCUGGUGCGGUUGUGGAAUUACUACCGAUUCAAGCACGAGAAGAGGCCGGAUUUGGAUUGGAUCCCAACGUACCCUUUCCUAAAAAAAAAGUCGGCAAUCUUCAAAGAGUUCGACAACCGUGGAUUGGAUGUCGAUUUGUGGGAUGGUAGCAGGAAACACGUUUCUGACUCCACACUGUUCAAGGAUUGUCCGCCGUACAUGGCCUGCGAUGACGACCAAACAAUUGAGGCCAUGGAAAAGCUGGUCGGCCACAAGAAGUUGUCCCUCGACUGGAAGAACAAGGUUUUUUCCGUGUUGACUAGCAGUAGACAAAAGAGUAGGGAGAUCGCACUUGCCGAAGGCAUUGUGCACAUAUUGUGGAAAGGCAAGGGGAACAUGACAUCCAUCGCACUGUUUGACAACGAUCCUUUGGAGGCGGAGGUGAGGAGCAAGGAGCUGCAGGCGGUGGUGGCUAGCACAAAGAGCCACAUGUUCGUCCUCAAUCUCUGAGAGCCGGUUGACCUGAAGUUGUAGAAACCACAAGCGUUCGAGACUUUGAAUUCCCUGCU
Molecule: messenger RNA, 1158 nt
Organism: Chara braunii
Lineage: Eukaryota; Viridiplantae; Streptophyta; Charophyceae; Charales; Characeae
Source: the annotation of a GenBank genome assembly